AUGCCACCAAAAAAGAAACCAAUUGGAGUUACUGCAACAACCUCAACAACUAAUGCUGCUGCUACUACUGCUGCUGCUGCACCGACAGUUGUAGCUACUCCAGUUACUUCAACUUCAUCUACUACUACUAAUUCUUCUGCGGCAAAGAUAAUUAAAUGGUAUUGGGCAGGAGAUUCAACUAAAGGAACACAAGAUACAUUGGUUGAAUAUGACGAAGAGGUAGCAGAGGAAAUUGAGGAUGCCUAUCAAAACUUUCAAGGAAACAAUAAACUUGAUCGAAUGAAGAUUGAUAAAGAAAGAUACGUUGAUUUUACUCAAAUGGCUCAAUGUAGAUAUGAUGAUCCAUCAAAACAAAGAACCAUUGAUAGAAAAGAAGUUGAUCCAAAUAUCCCAGUUCAAUUAGCGUUACCACAAAGAGUAUUAAAGAAAAAAGCUGCUGUUAAAAAAGGUACAAAGAGAUCUGCAAAUGAUAGUGACGAUGAUGUAGAUGUUGGUGAUGGUAGUCAAAAUGGUUUGGUUCCAGCAAUUGGAGGAGGAAUUAGUACUUCUUUGACAACCACUUCUACAACAACCUCAACAACAAAACAAGCAAAAAAGAAAAAGAAAAAAGCUGUUAGUAGUGACGACAGUGAUUCAAGUGAAAAUGAUAGUGAUAGUGAUGAUGAAGAUUACCAUGCAACUUGGUAUUGGGCUGGUGAUAGUGCAGGUGGUGGCCAUCAAGAUAUGUGGGUUAAAUAUGACUCUGCAUUUGCCAAGAAACUGGAAAAGGCCUACGUCAAAAACAAACCAAAAGUUAAAGUUGACAGUGAUCGUUUUUGUGACAUGCAAAAUAUGCUUCAACGUAGAUACGAUGAUGAAAACAAACGUAGAAUGUUAAAAAGAGAAGAUCCAAUUAAAGCAAGCAAAGCAAAACCUGGAAAACCUACUUCUUCAACAACUACAACAACUACAACAACUCCUACAUCUACUACUUCAACUACUUCAACUUCGCCUUCAACUGCCAACUCAAUUACAACAAAUGGAAGUACAAAUGCAAAUACAGCACCAAUGUCACAAUCAUUGGCAAUAUCCCAAGCUUUGAAAUGUCCAAGUACAUGGGUAGAUGUAUCAAUGGAUUAUAAAGAGGUUGAUGUGUACCCACAUACCGCUGAAUUUGAUUGGAUGAGUGAUCUAUUUUCAAAAACCAUUGCCUCUAAUCACAAGAAUACAAUGACUCUUUCACCAAUUAUAUUUAAAGAUUUAAAGGUUACUAGAGUUGUUAGAAUUCAAAAUGCUUCACUUUGGUUACGUUAUAAUCAUCGAAAAGAAAAGAUUAUUCAAGAUAAUAAUGGUAAAUGUACAAAAGUAGACAAGAUAAUAAGUAAUUUAUCAAAUGGACCAGAUGUUGAUAAAGAUGCAAAUGAAUGUUUCCUUUUCCAUGGUUUAAAUGUUAGUUCGAUUACUGGUAUUACGAAAUUUGGAUUCGAUCCAAGAUUUUGUUCUUUGGAGGGUAUGUUUGGAGCUGGUCUUUAUUUUGCCGAGAAUUCUUCCAAAUCGAAUCAGUACUGUCACGCAGGUGCCUGUACAAGCAGUGGAUUCAAAGCAAACAAUUGUAAAUGUACUCAAAAGGAUGAAGUGUGUCUGUUGGUGUGUCGUGUCAUCCUCGGUGAAACAUUGGUCGAAAACGUGUUUCGUGGUAACAAUCCAGGUGAAUUCUGGCAUGGUCGUCGUACAGAACCAAAGAGACCUGAUGGUGUCAAUAUCUACAAUAGUGUCGUAGGUGAAUCAAAGGCAAAUCACGGUUCAAAGGCUACACUUCAAUUAAGAGAAUAUAUUGUUUAUGAAUCUGGUCAAGUUUAUCCAGAAUAUAAAGUUUAUUAUAAAAGAAUUAAAUAA
This is a messenger RNA of Cavenderia fasciculata, 1875 nucleotides long. It is a transcript of the gene pARTf, whose product is annotated as poly(ADP-ribose) polymerase. The record is from RefSeq and is a predicted model, not a curated record. Bases 1 to 1875 code for a protein of 624 amino acids. NCBI's taxonomy places the organism in Eukaryota, Evosea, Eumycetozoa, Acytosteliales, Cavenderiaceae. The transcript is spliced from 4 exons. Gene Ontology annotation, molecular function: NAD+ poly-ADP-ribosyltransferase activity.